Molecule: messenger RNA, 1129 nt
Organism: Frankliniella occidentalis (western flower thrips)
Lineage: Eukaryota; Metazoa; Arthropoda; Insecta; Thysanoptera; Thripidae
Product: transmembrane ascorbate-dependent reductase CYB561-like
Exons: 5
Coding region: 29-1087 (352 amino acids)
Molecular function (GO): oxidoreductase activity
Source: RefSeq, a predicted model, not a curated record
UGUACAGACGGGCCGGGCGUGCUCAGCCAUGUCCGAGCAGAGCGCAGAGGAGGUCGCCGUCGUACAGUUGGACGGCGUCCUACACGACGCCCUCAACAACGCUCUUGACGACGCCCUCGACAACAUCCUGCACGAUGACCAGGACGCGGCCACGUCAACGUCAUCCACGGCGACGGCCUGCGUGAGCACCGUCGCGGCGGCGUCAGGCGGCCUCGAUGGCGCCGACAAACACCUCGGUCACCACCACCACGUCCACAACCUGCUUGUCGUCCAGCAGGGGGAGCUCCUCAACGACAUGUCCGUGCUGGAGGACAAGAAAGCUGGGGAGGGUGGUGGAUACAUCAACAUGGAUGCAGGCGGUACUCCCCAACAGCUGUUGAAGGGUUUCAGCCCCCUAUUGGUGCUUACUGAAGUAGUGGGAUUGGUGCUUGUUACACUUGUAGCUGUUUGGUGUGGACAGAAAGGAUUUGCCUGGACAAGCAACCCUGAUCUAGAAUUCAACUGGCACCCUCUUCUCAUGGUAAUAGCAUUAAUAUUUUUGAAUGGCAAUGCAAUCCUCACAUUCAGAGUUCUGCGCAACAACCGCAAAGUUCUUUUGAAAUACAUCCAUGGGGGAAUUCAACUCUUCACUCUACCAUUGAUUGUGAUUGGGUUGGUUGCUGUGUUUGAUUCGCACAAUCUCCACAAGCCCACUCCUACACCAAAUCUAUACUCCCUACACAGUUGGAUUGGACUUGGUGCUGUAAUCAUGUUCUUUUCCCAGUAUGUGGUUGGUCUCACUGCUUUCCUCUUCCCUGGACUAAGUGCAGAGUAUAGAUCUUUUAUUCUUCCAUAUCAUGUCUUUAAUGGUAUUGCAAUACUUGCUUUGUCUGUUGGAGCAUCUUUGAUUGGAUUAAAUGAGAAAGCUUUUUUUGCCAUACCAAAUUACGGAGCAUUGCCUGGUGAAGCAGUACUUAUUAACAUGAUAGGUGUUGUAAUGGUUGUGUUUGCAUUACUUGUUGGGCUUCUUGUUACCAAAGCAGAGUACAAACGCACUCCACUUCCUGAAGAUGGAUCUCCAUUGCUUGCUGCUGCUUCUCGGCAAUAAAAUGACUCACAAUCUUUACCACAGAUUUGUGCAGCAAUCAUU